AUGUCUCAGAAGAUUGAUUACAUCGUCGGCAAGUUCGAUCAGCUCGAGAAUGCCAGUGUCUUUGAGACUGCCUUCGGCACUGCUGACAAGCUCAUGGCGAAAUACGGCCCCAUUGUUCGCAUCAGCCCGAACCUAGUCAUCUUGAACGAUCCGGAGGCAGUGGAAAAGGUCUUCAUCCGAAAGGACCUCGACACAUCGCCAACCUCGAUUCGCGCGCUACGCGUCGGUGGCCAUGACUGGACGGUUACGUACCCGCAACACCCUGUCGCACGCACACGACGCCACCCUGUCAUGAUCGCAACCACCACUAAGCAUCUCAAGCUUCGUCAUCAGGUGUUUGUCGAAUACAUCGAAGCUAUGGUGCGGGAUAUUGCUAAAUCGGAUGGGAAGAAGUCUGAAGACAUUGUACACCAUCUUCGCAUCUGUACCUUGAAGAACUCGCAAGUCAUCAUGGGAGGUUCAGGCGUGGACGUCGAGUCAGAGACCUUUCCUCGAGUGGUGGGAGAGUACAACUUCCUCGUGGUGUGGAGACUCUGCCUUCCUGAAUGGCUUUUCGAGUGGCUUCAGUACGGUCCUUUCUCGCACCCUCGAUUUCGCGUACAGUCGAGCGACAAGCUCUUUGAUCUUGGCCUAGACUUAUGUCAACAAGCAGCGAAAAACGAGGCGACAUUCGACGAAGAUCCCAGCAUAUAUAAGCUAUUCACUGACCCGGACGCAAAGUACCCAACGCAGUCGUGGACGGAUAGAGAAAUAGCGGCAGAGAUGGCAGGUCAGGUGCUUGCUGCAACAGAAACAACAUCGUCUGCACUCGCAUUUAUCUACUACGAGCUAGCAAAGAACCAGAACCUGCAACAAGACUUGUACGAAGAAGUCUGCGCUUAUGAGGGAUAUGAAGAGCUCGAAUCGCUAAAGUAUCUCGAUGCAUGUAUCAAGGAAGGUCUGCGCUUCCGCCCUCCCGUGGCUCUCACGGGCAGCCGUCUUGUACCUGAAGGAGGCCUCAAAAUUCUCGGCUACUACCUCCCAGCGGGUACCGUGGUAACAACGCAAUCGCUGUCUAUGAGCCGUCAAAGGCCGGAUCUCUUUCCAGACUUUGAUAGCUACAAUCCCCGUCGCUGGCUUGGGGAUGACGCCAGUACUGCCGAAAAACGUAAAUUUCUUGCACCGUUUGGCGUUGGAGCACGCCGUUGCCCUGGAGGUAACAUGGCGACGUAUCAGAUGCGUAUCAUUCUCGCUGCUACAUUCCGCGCAUUCCGAAUCACGUUAGCACCAGAGACGACACCAGAGAAGAUGUCUCCUUUCGAAGCGAAUGGAUUUCGAAGCUGCCAUGAUAGGUGCGACUUGGUCUUCACACCCCGAGCGGUGUGA
This is a messenger RNA of Parastagonospora nodorum SN15, 1365 nucleotides long. RefSeq lists its product as hypothetical. The transcript is spliced from 3 exons. Gene Ontology annotation, molecular function: iron ion binding; monooxygenase activity; oxidoreductase activity, acting on paired donors, with incorporation or reduction of molecular oxygen. The record is from RefSeq and is a predicted model, not a curated record. NCBI's taxonomy places the organism in Eukaryota, Fungi, Ascomycota, Dothideomycetes, Pleosporales, Phaeosphaeriaceae. Bases 1 to 1365 code for a protein of 454 amino acids.